Molecule: messenger RNA, 907 nt
Organism: Olea europaea var. sylvestris
Lineage: Eukaryota; Viridiplantae; Streptophyta; Magnoliopsida; Lamiales; Oleaceae
Product: heavy metal-associated isoprenylated plant protein 47-like
Exons: 3
Coding region: 145-555 (136 amino acids)
Source: RefSeq, a predicted model, not a curated record
UGUGCAUUUAGCAAAUCUCCGUAGUAGUUAGUUGCUUCACUAGUUUGAAGUUUCCACCUAGAUUCCUUCAUAAGCAAAAGUUUCUGUUUAAUAUAAAUAAACCCGUAAUCAGAUGCACUCGAGCAAUUUAAAUUAUAGCCAAACAUGAAGCAAAAAAUAGUGAUCAAGGUGACAAUGCGAAGUGAAAAAAUGCAAUCUAAAGCCAUGCAGAUUGUUGCGGCUGAACCAGGGGUGAUCUCGAUGACUAUAAUAAAGGAUGAUGAAAUGGUUGUAACUGGAGAAGGAAUUGAUGCUGCUUGCUUGAUUAUGUCUCUCAGGAAGAAAUUUUGCUAUGUGGAAAUUGUAAGCGUGGAAGAAGUGAAGCCUCCACCACCUCCGCCUCCACGUCCACCUCCACCUCCUCCACUGUGUCCACCACCGUGCCCACCUCCAUGUCCACCGUUCCAGCCUCUACCUUGUCCGCCGUACCCACCAUAUUACUGUCCGAGUCCAUGCCAAGCAUAUGUUGUAUGUCCAGUCAAUGAUCCAAAUCCACCUGAUUGCUCCAUCAUGUGAUGGAGCAAUUUUCAGGUAAAUGAAUUACCAGUAAUAGAUGUUUUGAAAUUAAAAUAAAUGUUCAUUUUAGGACCAAUUUAAAACAUGCUUGCAGUAAGAGUUAAUCGACCAGAUCUUUAAGAAAAUUGAGACUUGGCAGUCGUACAUGAACAAGAAGCCUAUGUUGGCAAGGGGUAGAAACAUGCCGCUAGCCUUGUCAAUACGAGUUUCCUUCUCGUAUGACCGCCAAUCUAGAUUUUCUUAGAAAUCUGGCCGAAGCUCAAUGGUGGGUCUAGGAUUUUGAGUCAGCACGGGCGGCUAUUGACCGUUGACUGUCGACCACAAUAAAAUUUUAAGAACCUAUUUGAUUUCC